Anoplopoma fimbria (sablefish) is the source of this 530-nucleotide messenger RNA. Its product is annotated as histone H2A. Gene Ontology annotation, molecular function: DNA binding; protein heterodimerization activity; structural constituent of chromatin. Gene Ontology annotation, cellular component: nucleosome. Lineage: Eukaryota; Metazoa; Chordata; Actinopteri; Perciformes; Anoplopomatidae. The record is from RefSeq and is a predicted model, not a curated record.
CAAUAACUUUAUUUAACGAUCAUGUCUGGCAGAGGGAAAACCGGAGGCAAAGCCCGCGCCAAGGCCAAGUCCCGCUCCUCCAGGGCCGGACUCCAGUUCCCGGUGGGUCGAGUGCACAGGCUACUGCGCAAGGGCAACUACGCGGAACGAGUCGGCGCCGGGGCUCCGGUGUAUCUGGCGGCCGUGCUGGAGUACCUGACCGCCGAGAUCCUGGAGCUGGCCGGCAAUGCGGCCAGGGACAACAAGAAGACCAGGAUCAUCCCCAGACACCUCCAGCUGGCCGUGCGCAACGACGAGGAGCUUAACAAGCUGCUGGGGGGUGUGACCAUAGCUCAGGGGGGAGUGCUGCCUAACAUCCAGGCUGUCCUCCUCCCCAAGAAGACGGAGAAACCGGCCAAAAGCAAGUGAAAGACUCCCUGCAGACCGGCACCGAGCCACUUUUUCAGACCAGUGCUCGUUUUUGGAUGAACAACCUUUCGAAUAGCGGACAGUGUUCGAUGUUGCUUGUUUCUACAAAUGGAGACGUACAG